Molecule: messenger RNA, 741 nt
Organism: Aspergillus pseudotamarii
Lineage: Eukaryota; Fungi; Ascomycota; Eurotiomycetes; Eurotiales; Aspergillaceae
Gene: pup2
Product: proteasome core particle subunit alpha 5
Exons: 5
Coding region: 1-741 (246 amino acids)
Biological process (GO): proteasome-mediated ubiquitin-dependent protein catabolic process
Cellular component (GO): proteasome core complex; proteasome core complex, alpha-subunit complex; nucleus
Source: RefSeq, a predicted model, not a curated record
AUGUUCAUCGCGCGAUCGGAAUAUGACCGUGGAAUUAACACCUUCUCCCCCGAAGGGCGUUUAUUCCAGGUCGAAUACUCUCUUGAAGCUAUCAAACUAGGUUCGACAGCGAUCGGUGUCGCAACCAACGAAGGCGUCAUCCUGGGCGUUGAGAAACGUGUCACAUCUACUCUUCUUGAAGCCUCUUCCGUCGAAAAGAUUGUUGAGAUUGAUCAGCACAUCGGCUGUGCUAUGUCCGGCCUGCAGGCAGAUGCCCGGAACCUCGUCGAGCAUGCCCGCGUUGAGUGCCAAAACCAUGCCUUCCACUAUGCCGAACCACUGCGAGUUGAGAGCUGCACCCAGGCCAUUUGCGAUUUGGCCUUGAGAUUCGGAGAGACAGGGGAUGAUGAGGAAAGCGUGAUGAGUAGGCCUUUCGGUGUUGCUUUGUUAAUCGCAGGUUUCGAUGAGGAUGGCCCUCAACUAUAUCAUGCCGAGCCAUCCGGUACAUUCUACCGAUAUGAUGCGAAGGCCAUUGGAUCCGGAAGUGAGGGUGCGCAAGCGGAACUGCAGAACGAAUAUCACCGCUCCCUCACUCUAGAAGAAGCGGAGACACUGGUCCUCAAGACACUGAAGCAGGUCAUGGAGGAGAAGCUGGAUGCAAAGAACGUUCAGCUUGCCAGUGUGACCAAGGAGAAGGGUUUCCGUAUUUACAAUGAUGAGGAGAUGGGACGGGCUGUUGCAACCUUGGGUGGUAAUCAAUAA